ACCGCAACAUCCGUACCGCAACAUCCGUACCGCAACAUCCGUACCGCAACAUCCGUACCGCAACAUCCGUACCGCAACAUCCGUACCGCAAUAUCCGUACCGCAACAUCCGUACCGCAACAACCGUACCGCAACAUCCGUACCGCAACAACCGUACCGCAACAUCCGUACCGCAACAUCCAUCCCUGGUUAUGCAGAAUUGACUUCAGAACUUUAUGAUUUGGUAACAAAGUCUAAAUCUUCUCCUAUUAAUGCAAUUGAUUGGACACGUUCUGCUCAUUUAAAAUUCAAUUAUCUUCGUAAAGUCCUCAUUUCUGCACCAAUCCUUCAAUCAUUGAACUUAAAACAACCCAUCACUUUACAUUGUGAUGCCUCUGAUGUAUCCUGGGCUGGAGUAUUACAAAAUAUUGAUGACAAAAAUAUUCCUCACUUAGUUCUGUGUUAUAGUGGAAAAUUUCAUCUUUCAGAAAAGAACUAUACUAUUUACGAAAAAGAACUAUUUGCCAUUUACAAUACGUUAAUUCAAGUUCAAUCUUUAUUAAUAGGAUACACGGGGGUAAUCCACAUUUAUACAGACAAUAAAGCAUUAUCACAAGUGCUUGAUAAACCAUUGUCUAAUUCCCAUUUUGUGAACCGUUUAUAUAAAUGGCUAAAUUUUUUACGAAACUUUAAUUACGAAAUUCAUCAUAUCUCCGGAUCUAGUAAUGUAAUUGCUGAUGCUUUGACACGUUGUUAUGAUGAAAAAGCAAUUCCAAAAUCACAUUUUGCUGUAGAAGAAGUAAUUAAAUCCCUUAAAUCUAAACUUCCAGACUUAUCCACGGGGGAGGAAACUAUGAUAAAUAGUUUGGCAACAAGUGCAAGCUAUAUUAAUGAUUACACAAAAUCAGAUGAAGAUUUUAUGUAUAAGAAAAUCUAUUUGAAAGACAUUAAGUACUUCUUAUAUUAUAGAAAAGUACCUCCACGGUAUGAUUCUAAUGACCAUUUAAGAAAGAAAUUUAUUUUUAGAGCCCAUGAAUUCUAUAUUCAUCAGGACAUCAUGUACAAGAUUGGGAAGGAUGGUCAAUUUUCACGCAAAGUUCUCUUUUUACACAAAGAUGUAGUUGAAAUAUUCAAAUUAGUUCAUGAUAAAAGAGGCCACUUAAAAUUAGACAAUGCCUUUAAAGUAAUAAACCAAUCUGCAUUUAUUCCUAACUUAUACAAAAGACUAAAAAAGUAUAUUGACAGUUGUGAUAUUUGUCAAAAAUACACUAGUACUCAUAAUGAAAGAGACCCAUUGUAUCUCCACUUACCCGCAGGCCCUUGGCAUACUAUAGUAUGUGAUACUGUAAAAAUUAAUGGAAAAUCCUUAGUUGUAGCAAGGGAUGAAUUUACAGGAUGGUCUGAAGCUAUUGUUCUAACCAAAUUAACUGGUGAAAACGUGGCAGAUUUUAUAUUCUCUAGUUUUAUCGCUAGAGUUGGUUAUUUUGAUGUGUUUAAAACUGAUAAUGGUCCAGAAUUUCGCAACCAAUUUGUAGCUACCAUGUUAAAGAAAUAUGGUGUGAAACAUAAAUUUCUGAUACAAUAUCAUCCUCAAGGCAAUGGAAUGUCAGAGAGAGGACAUCAGAGUUUUAUCAAUUUCUUUAAAAAAUUACCUGAUAUAACAGAUUGGGAAAAGUUUUUACCAUGUGCUCUUUGGGUUGAUCGAACCAAUGUAAGAUCUAGAACUGGUUUUAGCAGUCAAUACCUAGUUUAUGGUUUCCAAGGAUAUUCAGAUUUGAAUACAAUAACCUCAUUAAAACCGGAAACUAAACUUUAUUCUGAAGAUGAACUAUUCAAAUUUAGGUUUAAACAAUUAUAUUUUAAAGAAAUUCAACUUCCUUCUGCUUAUUAUACUCAAGAAAGACAAAGAACUCAACAUAAAUUAAAGUUUGAUACUAAACAUGAGUUGACUAACCAAAUUAGAGUAGGAGAUUUAGUUUUAGUAUGGGAUAAACCAACACCCGUGAGCAUGUUACAUAGUAAAAAACUUGAUCCACGUUGGUCAGGACCAUACUUAGUAAACAAUGUAAACAAUAACAUUUAUAAACUAAAAUCCUUAAGUGGAUUACCUUUAAACCGUCAAUUCACUAGAGAAAUGUUGAAAAAAUACAUUAGUAGAAAUUAA
Messenger RNA from Lodderomyces jiufengensis, 2142 nucleotides. RefSeq lists its product as uncharacterized. Lineage: Eukaryota; Fungi; Ascomycota; Pichiomycetes; Serinales; Debaryomycetaceae. Gene Ontology annotation, biological process: DNA integration. Gene Ontology annotation, molecular function: nucleic acid binding. The annotation marks the transcript as partial. The transcript has a single exon. The record is from RefSeq and is a predicted model, not a curated record.